CUCAGGAUUGUGGGUUGAAUUAAAGAUGGCGCUGUGCGCGUUGCUGGGGAAACGGUGUUGAGCGAUUUCCAACCCUCCCUCCAUCUCUAAAGGGAUUCGAUCGUGGUUCUUUUGUGUUCAUAUCAUCUGCAAUGCUUCACCUGUGUCUGAGGAGCAGCGUGAAGAGUCGAAGGUUGUUCCCUAUCUGCCCCGUGAAGACUCAGCCGCGAACGGGCGGGAGGACCAGCGCCGGCAGGAUCUGUCUGAACUGGGGUCAGCCAUGUUGGAGAUAUCCUCUGGCUACAGAGGUUUCAGAAUGUACUUCCAUCUCCCAGUUGUUGUACAAGUCAGGAAAAAGCAUCAGACAGUGUGUGUAUGGCUGGCUACGUGGCCGAGUGAGGACUCAUCAUACCUUCCUAUUGGUGACUUCUCCUGGGCUAAUAACUCUAGGACUGCAAUUCCGUAACAACGUCACGCAUUGUGAAGAGGAACAGAGGUGUAAAGUUAAGCAAUCCCCGCAACCUGUACCUGAAUUUAACUGGAAGGAGUUUUGGAAGUUUCUUCGCCCUGAAUUUGCUACUCUGAUUUGGGCAAUACUCUUUGCCUGUGGUGCAGCUCUGCUUAAUACUCAGAUCCCGCUGUUGCUGGGAGAUCUAAUGAAUGGUCUUGUCCAAUGCCUGCAGACGAACCCAGCCUGUUACCUCAAGGCUAUGAAGAUGCCGGCUAUAAAAUUAAUGAUUGCCUACACUCUUCAGGGAAUCCUGACUUGCUGUUACAUCACUCUCCUGUCCAGAAUUGGGGAGCGAGUUGCUGCCAACUUGAGGAAGGAAUUGUUUUCAACUCUGCUCAGGCAGGACAUUGCAUUCUUUGAUGCCACUCGAACAGGCCAGAUGGUGAGCCGCUUAACUAACGACAUUCAGGAGUUUAAAUCCUCCUUCAAACUGGUAAUCUCUCAGGGUUUGAAGAGUGUCACUCAGACAAUUGGCUGUUUGGUUUCUCUCUACUUGGUGUCGCCAAAGCUAACGAGUCUAAUGUGUCUGGUGAUGCCAUUUCUCGUUGGAACUGGAGCGUAUAUAGGCUCGUACCUUCGGAAACUUUCCCAAAAGGCACAGGAACAGAUUGCCAAGGCAACAUGUCUUGCAGAUGAAGCACUGGGAAACAUACGGACAGUGAAAGCAUUUGCAAUGGAAGAUCUGGAAAUUAAUUUUUUCUCUCAAGAGGUGGAUGAAGCCAGCAGCAUGAGUCAGAUCCUGGGAUUCGGAAUUGGCAUCUUCCAGGGAUUAUCCAACUUUUCAUUAAACUGCGUAGUGCUGGGUACCAUCUGUGUCAGUGGAAUGAUGCUGGCGAAGGAGCAGCUGCGAGCUGGAGAUUUGAUGUCCUUCCUGGUGGCUACACAGACUGUGCAGAGGUCUUUGGCGAAUAUCUCCAUCACACUUGGACAGGUCAUUCGUGGGAUAAGCUCAGGAAGCCGUGUGUUUGAGUUCCUGACAUUGCAAUCGAACAUCCCAAUUCAAGGGGGAUUCCAGAUCCCAUCGCAUGUCCUGGUUGGACAGGUGCAAUUCGACAACAUUGAUUUCAGCUACCCCACCAGACCUGGUCAGGUGGUGCUGCACAACUUCAAUCUCACCCUGCCGGCCUCUAAAAUGGUGGCUAUUGUUGGACAAUCUGGGACAGGCAAGUCAACAAUAGCAUCUCUGCUGGAGCGGUUCUAUGACCCAGACAGUGGAAUUAUCACCUUAGACGGAUAUGACAUCAGGACUCUGGAUCCACAAUGGCUGCGCAGUCAUGUGAUUGGAUAUAUCAGCCAGGAACCUGUGCUUUUUGGCACCUCCAUCAAAGAAAAUAUUCGAUUUGGAAAGCCAGAUGCUUCCGAUGAGGAAGUUUAUGAGGCAGCACGGCAGGCAAAUGCAGAUGGCUUUAUCCAGAGCUUCCCAGAUGGAUACAUGACCAUUGUGGGUGAACGAGGAAUGUCUUUAUCUGGGGGACAGAGACAGCGGAUUGCCAUUGCCCGUGCCCUGAUUAAAAAUCCCUGCAUCCUGGUUCUGGAUGAGGCCACAAGUGCGUUGGAUGCAGAAUCCGAGAAAAUGGUACAGGAUGCACUGGAUCAUAUACAAAAAGGCCGUACAGUGCUGGUCAUUGCACACAGGCUGAGCUCAAUCAAGGCAGCUGAUGUCAUCUGUGUUCUUGCUAAUGGCUGCAUGAAGGAGGUGGGGACGCAUGCUGAACUGAUGAAAAGAGGAGGACUGUACGCAGAGCUGGUCCGCAGACAAACCAGCGAGGAGACCAUCAUGUGAAGGGAAGGGAGUGACAGAAUGAGCCAAGUGGUUUACAAGCAUUUUUGCACCUUUGAACACCUUCAUGUAAACAUGCUGUGAUUUGGGCAAAAUGAUUCCUCCCCAACCCAGUGACAGCCAAGUAUUAGGCAUUGAGAUUUGAUCACCAGUGGGCUGUGUGUCACAAAGAGCAAUUCCCUCACACUGUCCACUGGGACUGUGCAAGACAUUCAAUUCCAGAUUCUGUAUCUGCUCAAUCUGGGCUCUAUCUGCAGAGAACUCAGAGCACUAACACAUUGUGUGGUACAGUGCAGAUGGGUUAUGUCUGUCUCUGAGGAGAAAGUGAGGUCUGCAGAUGCUGGAGAUCAGAGCUGAAAAUGUGUUGCUGGAGAAG
This is a messenger RNA of Chiloscyllium plagiosum (whitespotted bambooshark), 2646 nucleotides long. RefSeq names its product ATP binding cassette subfamily B member 8 (gene abcb8). Gene Ontology annotation, cellular component: mitochondrial inner membrane. The record is from RefSeq and is a predicted model, not a curated record. Gene Ontology annotation, biological process: oligopeptide export from mitochondrion. Gene Ontology annotation, molecular function: ATP binding; ATP hydrolysis activity; ABC-type oligopeptide transporter activity. Lineage: Eukaryota; Metazoa; Chordata; Chondrichthyes; Orectolobiformes; Hemiscylliidae.